GUACCGACUUGUUGCGCGUAGACAACGGAAACGAGCGAGAGCAGAGAAGCGAAGGUGGCAGAGAGCUUCAUGGCGAAAAUGCAAAAAGGACUGUCUUAGGCUUUUACCAAGUGUCUUGGGAGGUGAGUGAACAAGAGACUUGGCGACUUGGAGGGGAUUUUAUAGGCGGCAAAAGGUAUGAUGGAAGGCGAGCACCCGGAGAAUAA
Acaulospora colombiana is the source of this 206-nucleotide messenger RNA. NCBI's taxonomy places the organism in Eukaryota, Fungi, Glomeromycota, Glomeromycetes, Diversisporales, Acaulosporaceae. The record is from the annotation of a GenBank genome assembly.